Nematolebias whitei (Rio pearlfish) is the source of this 2122-nucleotide messenger RNA. RefSeq names its product DNA repair protein complementing XP-G cells. Gene Ontology annotation, molecular function: single-stranded DNA binding; DNA endonuclease activity. Gene Ontology annotation, biological process: nucleotide-excision repair. Gene Ontology annotation, cellular component: nucleus. NCBI's taxonomy places the organism in Eukaryota, Metazoa, Chordata, Actinopteri, Cyprinodontiformes, Rivulidae. The record is from RefSeq and is a predicted model, not a curated record.
GCAAAAACAUGUUUCUUUGUGCUGUUUCUGUCUACCUUUUCGGUAGUUUUGUACCCAGACAUUGUUAAAUCGAACAAACGGAACAAUUUUAUUUGUUUUGUUGAAGUUUUAAAUUGUUGUUAUUAUUUAAAAAAUGGGAGUUCACGGACUGUGGAGGCUGCUGGAGAGCACAGGGAAACCCAUCAAUCCUGAGACCCUGGAAGGAAAGAUUCUUGCUGUUGACAUCAGCAUAUGGCUGAACCAGGCAGUGAAGGGAGUGAGGGACCGUGAUGGCAACAGUGUCCAGAACGCCCACCUCCUCACUCUAUUCCACCGCAUCUGUAAGCUGCUUUUCUUCCGAAUCAGGCCCGUCUUUGUGUUUGAUGGAGAUGCUCCUCUGCUGAAAAAGCAGACCCUGGCUCUGAGGAGGCAGAGGAAGGAGGAGUUGACCCGCGAGUCCAAACAAACCAAUGAGAAACUCCUAAAGACAUUUUUGAAGAGACAAGCAAUCAAAGCUGCACUUGGAGAUAAAAGUAAGGAUCCUUUGCCCAGCCUGUCCAGCGUCAGGAGGAAUGAGGUGGACGACAUGUACGUCCUGCCAGCACUUCCACCAGCAGAGGACAAGGAAAGAAGCAGCUCAGAGGAAGAGGAAGAAAAAGAAGGAAACGAGGAGAUGGUUGACAGCUGUCACAUGUAUCAGGAGGAAAUGUAUGAAGACCCCAACUCUGUGGACAUCAACUCAGAGGAGUUCACCAGCCUGCCUGCUGAGAUGAAACACGAAAUCCUCAAAGAUAUGAAAGAGUUCUGUAAAAGACGCCGAACCAUGAUUCACAAACCUCCAGAGCGUUCAGGAGACUUUUCUCAGUACCAGCUGGCCGGCCUGCUGCAGAGGAACCAGCUGAACCAGCGUCUGGAGGGCGUCGAACGAGAGAUGAGCCAGCGUAGCGCCGGCAGCGCACCGCAGCUCUGCCACGAGGACGGAGAUGAACAGAGUCACAGCGUGGAGUCAAACCGCCUGGUUUCAGAGGACAACUCGCACUACAUUCUUAUUAAAGGCUCCAAAAAGACAAAAGAUGCCUCAGAGAGCCAGCCUGCAGCUUCACCCUGGGCUGGGAGCUCCCUGUCCAGCUGCAGGAGCGCAGCAGACAAACCCAAACCUUUGUGGCGACCCGUCGGUGAAGAAGAGGAGGAAGUACGAGCUUCUUCCUCAAAGGACUCUGGGACCUCUGAGUCAAAACCAUCUCAGGGAGACGAUUGCCCGCCUUCGCCUCGGACCCUUGAGGCCAUCCAGGCUGCUCUGAACGACUGCUCCGAUGAGGAGGAGGGAGACCAGGAGAACAAGGAUGGGAGAGUGUCUCCACGUACGCUCCUGGCAAUCCAGCAAGCUUUAACCGAGGAGGACAACGGAACAAGCGUCUUACCUGCCAAACCGAAGACAAGUCUUCAUCGUCCCAUAGUCAUCAGCAGCUCAGACGAAGAGACGCAACCGUCACCCGAAGAAACGUCGGACUUCAAAACAAACGCCGCAGCCCAGAGCCCGCAUAUGGAAGACAGUGUCCUCGAUAGCAGUUCAGAAGAGGAAAUGGAGGAAGUGAUUGAACAAAGAAAUAAAGCGCUCCGACUGGCUGCACUCCAACAAACAGAGACGGGGUCAGACGAGGAACAAACAGGAGAAACAGAGGAACUUGAGGAACUAAGGAAGACAGAAUUUGAACCACCGGGGGAUGAGUCCAAUCAGAACACACUAACUAUCAGUCCUCCGUCAAAACCUGAGAGCACAGGAGCCGACACUCAUCCUGGAAACUCAGAGGAGAAGGAGAAUAUUGGAGGUCAGGAGGAGACGAAUGGAGAUGAGGUGAAGUCAGAGAAUGGAGAGGACAGCGCCUCUGAAGAGAGUUUUAUCGAGGUCUCAGACGAAGAAAAUAAAGAGCAGCGUGGAGAAGAUGCUUCAGAUAAGAGCGGAGAAAAGAGAUUUUCAGAAGGAGCCGACGAAGAUGGGUUGAUAAAAAAUGAGUCGGAUACAAAAUCAACCGAGGUUCUCGAGAAUCCGGAGGAAGAGGACAAGUCAGAGGCUCAGACUCAGGAGGAACCAGAACCAGAACCUAAAACAACAAGAGUCAGUGAAUGGGAACACAUUAGCAUG